UUGUGUGGAGCUUUUUUUCUGACAUUUUGCUGCUGUAAGCUGCAGGGCCCCCCUUUUCCAAUUUCCACCGCCAGUUGCAAGUUGCAGUUGAGUGACUGAGAAAGGGCAGUUUAAUCAACCCACACACCUCGUUCCUCACGAGAGAGAUAAGAAUCACUGAGGAAGACGAACUAUCAGAGGAUCUGUGGCGGGAGGCAAAACGAAACCCAUCAUCUCAGCUCGGGAGGUGAUUGGGUGCAGUGCUGACGAAGAGGGAGGGAGGAAUCGGCCAAGUAGGUUGCUGAAGGUGCAGAUCAGACACCAGAGCAGCUAAUCGACGAGUCAAAGUCGAGGUGCAGUGUAAAUAGGUCCAAGGUGAGCAAAGACGUCCUCAAACAUGACGGAUGACGGGCUACAUUAGGCGUCACAUGUGGACCAGAUACUGUGGGGGGACACGAGACCAGCUGCAGGCCCCAGAACUUCACCAAUCCUCUGUCGUCCGCCUAAUCGUGUCUUCAGUCCAAGGUUGUCCUCAGGUGUAGAUGAGCCAUGGACGCCUCCUGGUUCCUCCUGGUUGUGUCUGCCGCCCUUUUGGUGUCCAUGGUCCUGCUGGUCAUCAUGUGUCUGGACUGCAGGAGAAAAGGUCCCCUGGUCUCCAUCAGAGAAACAGAUCCCUCAGAUGAAUACAUAAAUCCCCCACCAAUAACUCAUCCAUUUGGCGUCCAGCUAACCACCGAUCUGAGAUCCAUCCGUUCUCCCUCCAGCUUGCUGUCCCCUUUGUCUUCAGCCGACGCUGGCUCUCACUGGCUACACAGAUCCGUCACCCCAACAGAGACAGAAAGUAAUCCAAGUUAUGAGAAUCCAGUUCAAGACGGACCUGUGGACAGCGAUGUAGAAGACCCUGGAUACAUAAUCGUGUUGCCUAAUGAAGACGUUUCUCCUUCGAACAAUCAGAGCCGAGCAUCAACCCCCAGUUUAGAUCAACACGAUUACGAGAACGUACCGGAGCAGAAGGUUCCAUGUCCAGACUCUGAAGAGGACAGAGACUAUCUGAAUGUGGUACCGCUGCACUUUCAAAAUUCAGCUCAGAGCUUCAAAACAUUACAGAAGGAUGAAGAAUCACUGUCUCAAAGCAACACAGAUGAUGAGGACGAUGAGAGUGAUGAUGACGGGGGGAACUACGUCAACGAACUACCAAUUUGUCACGCUCACUCCAGUGCAUGACCAGCACAGAUGAACCGAAACGUGUGAUUGGCUUCUAGCAGCCUGACCACAUUACAACCACCAUGGCAAAUUUCUUUGCCUCCACCACUUCUAACAAUCUUUGACAAUUACUAUUUCAGGUUUUUUUAAACGGAGAAAAGAGACCACUUAGUUCUCUGAACUGAAAAUCUGUGAGGUUUCAGUUUUAUCAAGCCUCUGAAAACAAGAAUCUGAUGCCAAUGUGUGUAGAUUUAUGGCCCAAACUGCUGAAUUUCCGCUCCCACAACAAUAAUUACACCUUCAGUUACAGUAUAUGUGUACAAAUGACUGGAAGUACAGCUUAAACCAAAACUGAAUACUAUCACCAUAUUGAUGUAAUGUGAUAUUUGAUGUCCUUUUAGCUAAACUACAGAUUUAUUUCUUACUGUUACUAAACCAGACUCAUCUUCAGCAAACUUCAAACCAUUCUGAAACGAUUAGAAGAAUAUAAAUCCUCUAGGUAUUAUUAAAACAUUUCACCCAUAGAUAUCUUCAUUUGCAUAUCGAUUUCCUUCUUCCUCUGACAUUACAAGAGGUUAAUGAGCUUUAGUCCAAUUUUACUGACAACUCCUGAGAAUGUCUGAAUUCACAGAAUAUUUUUUACAGUAUAUUUAUAUGUUGUUAUGUCUUUGUGAUGUGUAAUCAAAUUGUCUGAAUUAGAAAUGUUGAAGUAACUACAAUUAAAAUCUAAAACAACCUA
Messenger RNA from Betta splendens (Siamese fighting fish), 1921 nucleotides. RefSeq lists its product as uncharacterized. The record is from RefSeq and is a predicted model, not a curated record. The transcript has 14 exons. NCBI's taxonomy places the organism in Eukaryota, Metazoa, Chordata, Actinopteri, Anabantiformes, Osphronemidae. The coding region runs from base 529 to 1203 and encodes 224 amino acids.